AUGGUCCAACUCGCCCACAUCUUCAAAAAGGAUAAGGAUAAGGAGAAAGAGAGUAAAGACUCGGAAAAAUCUAAACCAAAAAAGAAAGUUCCCAAGGACGAAUCCGAUAGUCCCGUUUCGUCACCACGAACGUCCUUCUCCACCUCCAAAUCUCCCAAAUCUCAUCCCGCUAAAUCCCCCUCCAAAUCUUCUUCCAAAUCACCCACCAAGAACCGAUUCUCUCAUAGUCGGUCCUCUUCCACAUCCACUCCGAUCGCUCCUCCCUUCAAAUUCGGAACCCGGUCUACCAAAGACCAGGACUCUCAUCCUCUCAAUCUCCCCCCCGACGAGCUGCGCCGUCGCCUGUCCGCUAUGGCGGCCUCACGAGAUGACCAACGGAGCUCCAUGGACAUUGAUCCCCAGGAAGCCCAGCAGAAGAACGGUGUGGAUACUCAGGAACGCAGUCCGACACCUCCUCCUCACCGUUCAAACUCGGACGCAGGCGAGGCAGACUCGUUCAAGUUGGCCGGAAACAAAUUCUUCAAAGAUGGCAACUACGCUCGUGCCAUCGAGGAGUACAACAAGGCCAUCGAGAUUAACCCCAACUCGUCCGCCUACCUGUCUAACCGCGCCGCGGCUCAUAUGUCCGCCAAGCAAUUCCUGAAUGCCCUCGAGGAUAUUGAGCGAGCCCACGAACUUGACCCCACCAAUGCGAAGAUUGUGCACCGGUGGGCUAAAAUCCUGACUAACCUGGGUCGUCCCGCCGAGUCCCUUGAGGUUUUGUCUCGUGUCCAACCCGCCGCGACCGCUACUGAUCGGGCCCCAGCGGAGAAGAUGUUGAAGUUCAUCCGCCAAGCCGAGGAGACCCUCGCCGAGGACCGCGGUGGCUCGAUGGCCAUUUUCUGUCUCGACCAGGCCCGCCAAGGUCUCGGAUUUGGCGUGAAGGAGCCGCGCAAGUGGACUCUGCUGACUGCCGAGGCGCAGCUGAAGAUGAACAACAGCAAUUCGCUGGGCAAGGCGCAAGAUCUGGCCAUCACAUUGCUGCGGGAGAACAGCCAAGAUCCUGAUGCCAUGAUGAUUCGUGCGCGGGCGUUCUACGCCUCCGGUGAGACCGACCAGGCGCUGAAGCUGUUGAAGAUGUGUCUUGGGCUGGACCCGGACAUGAAGGCGGCAAUCAAGUUGUUGCGCAUGGUGCAGAAGUUGAGCCGGACAAAGGAGGAAGGUAAUGCCGCUUUCAAGGCUAAGGAUUACCGUCGCGCUAUCGAUCUCUGGGGACAGGCUUUGGAGGUGGAUCCUUCUAACAAGGAUAUGAAUUCAAAGAUCCUGCAGAAUCGUGCGCAGGCCUACAUCAAUCUCAAGGAACAUGAUUCCGCCAUUGCAGACUGUACUGAGGCUUUGCGAUUGGAUCCCGAUUACCUCAAGGCCUUGAAGAUGCGUGCCAAGGCCUACGGUGGCGCUGAGAAGUGGGAAGAGGCUGCACGUGACUACAAGAGUGUCGCCGAGAAGAACCCCUCUGAGAAGGGUAUUGGAGAGGACAUCCGUCGCGCCGAGUUCGAAUUGAAGAAGUCCCAGCGCAAAGACUACUAUAAGAUCUUGGGAGUCGGCAAGGAUGCCACUGACAACGAAAUUAAGAAGGCCUACCGCAAAUUGGCCAUCCAAUACCACCCUGACAAGAACCGUGACGGCGAGCAAGGUGAUGAGAAGUUCAAGGAGAUUGGCGAGGCCUAUGAGACUCUGAUGGAUUCUCAGAAGCGUGCUGCUUAUGACAACGGUGACGACCUGAUGGACCCUGCCGACAUGUUCGGUGGUGGUGGUAUGGGUGGCAUGGGUGGAAUGGGAGGUAUGGGCGGCAUGGGUGGCAUGCACGGAUCCCAUAUGAACAUCGACCCUAACAUCCUGUUCAACAUGAUGAACGGUGGUGGUGGUGGUGGCGGCUUCGGCGGUGGCCACCAAUUCGGCGGUGGUCAAGCUCGCGGUGGCGGCUUCCCCGGCGGAUUCUCAUUCUAA
Molecule: messenger RNA, 1986 nt
Organism: Penicillium verhagenii
Lineage: Eukaryota; Fungi; Ascomycota; Eurotiomycetes; Eurotiales; Aspergillaceae
Product: DnaJ and TPR domain protein
Exons: 3
Coding region: 1-1986 (661 amino acids)
Molecular function (GO): protein binding
Source: RefSeq, a predicted model, not a curated record